GGUACAUCAUCGUCCCAAAUCUCAUUCCUUCAGAGAUGUUCGAGGCCCUCAAAGAGGCAUGCGAGCAUGCUAUAGCUAAGACCAGAACUGGAUCAUGGCCCCACCGGCGCACCGUCGGAAGACAGUUCCCUCCUUUCGACGAUAGCAAUCCAGAUUUGUGGGGCGUUCAACACCUCAUGCAUCCUGACCUCGAGGAGCCCCCAUUUGCAGAGUGGUACACCUCGGAUGCGCUCAUUAAUGUUGCGAAGGAGUUGUUGCAAUGCAACGAAGAUGAACUACAAAUGGAGCUUUUACACCUGCUAAUCAACCCAUUAGAACACGAUUUUGCCCUUCGAUGGCAUCGUGAUGAUGUACGAGAAAAUGCGACCGCUGAGGAAGAAGUUAUUGCUCUUGGACUCUGGACGCAUGGAGUUCAAUGGAAUACGCGAAUAUCCUCCAACGUCGACUUGUUGAUGAUUUAUCUGAAUCAUGAACAGCGCUUUGUACGAGGACUCGUGUCUCUACCUCGUCCCGAAGACCCAUAA
This is a messenger RNA of Suillus subalutaceus, 524 nucleotides long. RefSeq lists its product as uncharacterized. Bases 36 to 524 code for a protein of 162 amino acids. The transcript has 3 exons. The record is from RefSeq and is a predicted model, not a curated record. NCBI's taxonomy places the organism in Eukaryota, Fungi, Basidiomycota, Agaricomycetes, Boletales, Suillaceae.